This is a messenger RNA of Sclerotinia sclerotiorum 1980 UF-70, 987 nucleotides long. RefSeq lists its product with no specific name. Bases 1 to 987 code for a protein of 328 amino acids. NCBI's taxonomy places the organism in Eukaryota, Fungi, Ascomycota, Leotiomycetes, Helotiales, Sclerotiniaceae. The transcript has 2 exons. The record is from RefSeq and is a predicted model, not a curated record.
AUGUCCGGGGCAUUAAGCUUGCUUGCGGAGCUCGAAAAGGACACUAAUAAAGCUCCGAGUCGAAAAAAUAGUCAAUCGAAACCAAGAACAGGUAGAUCGGCAGCUAAUUCGCGAUCAUCUUCAGUCCAAUCACGAGGACCAUCGCAAACACGACGUCCAACAUCAGCUCCAGCACCCCCCCAAAUUCCACCUCAGAAUAUAACUCCCCGGCGAACUACACAAUCAACAAAUGUUACCCCUCGAACAUCAUUCGACCGUGGAACCGAGAGGUCAAGAUCUCAAGGACCUGAUUCCCGAAGAGUUUCAUUCGCUGAUGCUCCACGACCACAAACCCGAACUUUAAUGGUACCUACGAAAGAAAGUGUGCUAUCGUCCGGAUUUCCGUACAACCCGAAGUUAAACAAAUAUGGUGUUUCCGAGCAUGAAUGGUCACAAUUCACCAAAGAAAUAUUGGACACUCUUCCAUCGUCAAAGAGCUUUAGCUGGAGAUGGAAACGUGGGAAAAUCAUUGCGAUUAUCAAAAGAGACCUUCAAUACGAAUCACCGUUGAAGUCAGCACUCAGACAAUGGAACAAAGGAUUCAGACGCAGAGGUUUCUCGGUGUAUUUGGAAAUCCCAGUCGAGAAGGAUUUGACCGACGAUGAGGUUUCGGGAGACACAAAGGAGGAAAAGAAACAAGCCAAGAAGGAUGCAAAGAAAUUCCGAUUUUUGAUAGGUGCUGCGAACUCAUCCUCUUCAUCCGUAUACUCGCGGACAAGUUUGGCGGAAAGUGUUAGUAGAGAAAGUCAUGUUAAGGCUGUAACAAUUACACACCAGGAUGAGGAACAAAUAACCAAUAAGUUCCCCCAAGCUGAGGUUGAGGGGACUCCGAAUGGAACGGCAGAAGAUGGAAGUAAUGAGGAAGAACCGUCGGCCGAAAAAGCCGCAGUAAUUUCGCCAUCGACAGAAACUGUAGAUAAUGCACCGGGUCCAUUACCCGUGGCAUGA